GAUCUUCCGACAGAACGAGGACAAGUGGGGGGCCCUAAUCCAUCCUAGGGUUUGCUCUUUCCCCAUCUAUGAUAUGAUAUAUGAUUUGUUCCACCCCGAUUAAUUCCUCCAAUAGCAUAAUUUCCCCCCUUACUCUUUCUGGAAAUCCCAUAUUGUAGUUUACUGUUCUUGGUGCUUUGUGGGUUUCCUCGAAUCUCUGUUUGGCUUCGAUCAAAUCAUCGAUUUUUUCAGGAAGCUUAAUCUUGUUGGGGUUCGUGGGUAGGUCUUGUUUCUCUUGGUCAUGAAGUCGGAGAAUCAGAACCAAAGCGUUGCUGCAGAAGAAGAUGAUGGGGUUAUAAACAUAAACAAGGUCGAUCAAAGAACCGGCGCCGAGAUUGUCUCUGAUGGUCGGCCGGAUGAUCCCCUGAAGGAGGAGUCAGCCAGCAGCUACCUGGAGCCCAAAGGCGGAGGCUUUUUUCCGAUUGGUGGGCCGGCGCAGGUUUUCCUCGCGCCGGAGACACAGAGAUCAGUUGCAAAGAGGCCUUCGAACUCGAAGGACCGCCACAUGAAGGUGGAGGGCCGGGGGAGGAGGGUCCGAAUGCCUGCCGCCUGUGCUGCCAGGAUCUUCCAGCUGACCCGAGAGCUCGGCCACCGGAAUGACGGAGAGACCAUCAAGUGGCUCCUUGACCACGCCGAGCCUGCCAUUGUCAAGGCCACCGGCACCGGCACCGUCCCUGCAAUAGCAGUCUCUGUAGGUGGGGCCCUCAAGAUCCCAACCUCGACACCGGCAAAUCCUUCCGGAGACGUGAACAGGAAGAAGCGGGGACACAAGAUGGCAGUGAACAGUGACUUCAUCGACGUAGGCCAGGCUGGCGCUGCCCCACUAGCGUACAGCCGAGGGUCCGUGUGGCCAGUUUUGAGCCCACCCAGCAUGUCACUGGUGCCGCAAGGAGUCUCGGCACACCCACAAUUCCUGCCCCUGGCGCCAGUGCCAGCGGCAGCCCAGCCGAUGUUCGGGGUGAUGGGGAGGCCGAUAUCAAGCUUUAUGGCAGCCAUGGAGGGUGGGGUCUCGAGCGUGAUGCCACCGAGCUCGAGCUCGAAUGCGGAAUCAACCGCUUCUCCGAGCAGCACGAGUACGAAUACAGACACUUCCACUACUAAUACUUCUACCACGACCACGAUAACAACGCAGUUGCUGAGGGAUUUUUCUAUGGAGGUUUACGAGAAGAAGGAACUUCAGUUCUUCGGGAGUGCUUAGGUUCGUCACAAGUUCCAUGUUCAUAGUCUUUAGACGGUCAGCUCAUCAGUACUAUUAGACUAUUAGUAGUGACACUGACCGUGUUGUGCAGUUUGUUCAAGAACGGGACUGUUUGAUUGUU
Punica granatum (pomegranate) is the source of this 1358-nucleotide messenger RNA. The record is from RefSeq and is a predicted model, not a curated record. Lineage: Eukaryota; Viridiplantae; Streptophyta; Magnoliopsida; Myrtales; Lythraceae.